Molecule: messenger RNA, 1794 nt
Organism: Funneliformis geosporum
Lineage: Eukaryota; Fungi; Glomeromycota; Glomeromycetes; Glomerales; Glomeraceae
Source: the annotation of a GenBank genome assembly
AUGAAGAAGAAUGGCAUGAUAAUAUUUAAUAAACCGAACAUCACACCGAUCGUUUUUGAAAUGAUCUUAAAGUAUUUAUAUACGGGUGAGCUAAAUUUGAACAAGCAGUUGGGGAAGAACAUUUUCGAUUUGCUAAUUGCAUCUGAUGAGUUACUCCUCGAAGAAUUAUUUUAUCACGUCCGAGAUUACUUGGUUGAAAAAAAAUCUAAUUGGGUUAAGCAAGAGGUCAGGCAAAAUUUCGUCCUAAUCCUUAAUGCCGUAUUUAGACUUCCUGGUUGCAAUAGGCUGCAAGAUUGUUGUCUCGAAUUUAUUUGUGCAAAUCCACAACUGAUCAUUACCUCGAAAAACUUUUCAUUGUUAGAUGGUGACAUCAUAUUUGUCUUACUUAAAAGGGAUGAUUUGCAAGCAAAAGAGAUUGUCAUUUGGGAUUGUUUAAUUGAAUGGGGGAUUAGAAAAAUUGAAGGAUUAUGUAACGAUAUAUCUAGAUGGAGCCAGGAGAAUGUUGAGGAGUUGAGGAAAACGUUAAAACAAUUCAUUCCCCUUAUUCGAUUUAUGGAAAUUUCACCUGAUGAUUUUUAUGAUAAAGUUCGUCCUUAUAAGGCUAUCAUCCCCAAUCAGAUUUUUGAUGAAAUUGAAAAAUUAAGUUAUUCUAGACUUUCAAGAGACCUUUCUUUGAGAUUAAAUCAAGAUGAUGAUUUCAACGUAAUCAUUCAGAUUAGUGAAGAUCAAAAUGCAAAAUCAUUCCGAGCACAUUCAACUAUUUUAAGAGCGCGUUCUUCAUAUUUUAAAUGUGUUCUUUCGGUUACAAAGAUGAAUGAUCUUAUCACGCAUUAUAAACUUAGCUUCACUCCCGCCGUUUUUAACAUCAUCUUAACGUACAUUUACGCGGGUGAACUUUACAUGAUCAAAACAUCAGGUGAUGAUACCUUUGGAUUAUUAGUUGCAGCCGAUGAUUUACUCCUUGAUGAGUUAUUCAUACAUAAUACACCCGGAUUAAGAAGCAAUCAUGGUGAUGUAUCUAGAUGGAGUAAAGGUAAUUUUGAAGCAUUGAAGAAAACUUUAAAUCAAUUCAUUCCCCUCGUCGGAUUUGUGGAAAUCUCUCCUGGGGAUUUUUUCGAUUAUGUUCGUCCUUAUAAAGCUAUUAUUCCAUGUGAUACAUAUGAAGAACUCGCUAAAUUCUAUUAUAAGAAAACAUUUCCGAAAUCAAUCAUUUCACCACCACGACUUCGAAGGAUUCAAUCAAAAAUCAUCAAUCCAGAGCUAACUUACAUAAUUGCUCGUUGGAUCGAAAGAAAUAAUGAAAGCCACCUGUUACUCAGGAAAAAAUAUAAGUUCGAGCUUCUCUAUCGCGGAACUCGGGAUGAUAUUUUUCGUACAAAGUAUAGUAACCAUGGUCCAUGUUUAGUAUUAUUCAAACAACAUAAAUCACCAGUAAUUUAUGGAGAAUAUAAUCCACUAAAGUUUGUUCCAGGAAAUCGAUGGUAUAGUGAAAAAAAUAGCUUUAUAUUUUCAUUUGAAAAUGAUCAGGAUACUACAAAUAUGAGAAUAAGUCGUUUGUUAGAGGAUCACAAUUAUACAAGGAAUGUGUUAAAAAGAUGUGACAGUUAUGCAAGGAAUGAAUGGCAUAAUAAUAAAUUUUAUUUUGCUAGUACUUUUCGUAAGAUAGGUCAUUUUGUUUAUCCAAACAAUUUUGGAUAUUACGAUCAUAAGAUAAAAAAUGAUGCUAGAUUUAUUCCGGAGGAAAGGUUAUAUUAUAAACCUCCAUUAGAAAAUGGUAAAUAUGAGGGAUUUUAA